AUGUCCGGGGGUCUCCUUCCCGCCAUCGGGAGCCUUUUGGGUGGCUCGUCUGAGCUGAGGCCAGUUACCGGCCAGGAGCCCACGAAUCUGGGCCCUCUGACCGCGACCUUCACGCAGCCGCCAGAGUGUACGACAGCUGUAGCUGCGGUCAGCGGGCAGGUCUUGCUCGGCCAACUAGCACAAGUUUGCGGGUCAGAGACUGGUGCUAUUGACACCGCAUGCUGGCCUACAACUAGUGGCGAUGUCUCCGGCCCUCGAACGGAGUCUCCCGGAUGGGGCUUCUACUCGCCCGGCAUAUCAUGCCCCGCGGGUCAUACCAGCGCAUGUUCUGCCACAGGAGGCCUGUUCGGAAAGAGUGACUGGCCACUGCAAUACACGCUGUCUGCAAGCGAGACUGCCGUUGGCUGCUGUCCUGGUGGAUUUUCCUGUGACAAUCUUGGGGGGCAGACUUGCGUGCAGACCACAACGUCGCUGGCAGUACCGACAACCAACUGUGGUUCAGAUAACAACGCCGACGCCGGGCUCGGAAUCCUCGCAAGGGAGACUGCCACAGCUGUGACGCUCCUUGCGCCAAUGUUUCAGCUCGUCUGGCAGAGCAGUGAUCGGGUUUCUCCUCCGACGGCCUCGCCGACGUCGUCACAGCCUGUAGAGACGGGGUCAUCAAUCUCUUCGGCCGCAGAAACCCCAGAACUUUCUGGAACUCAGACUAUAUCUGCGGAAAGCUCGCCGACUGGUAAUCUCGAGACGGCCAGCAGUUCCGCAAGCCUCGUCGCAGUACCCCUACCGACGGAGACAGCCGCACCGAGCGACGCUGAUAGCAACACGACCCAAGCGGCUGGGGCUGAGGAUGCAGACGAUUCCAGGAGCCAAGGUGCUAGCUUCCCAGUGCCUGCAAUGAUCGGCGUCUCCGUGGCCGGCGGGCUGGGCGCGAUGGCCGUGGCUAUUUGGGCGGUCUACAUGUGGCAGCGCAGGCGACGGUACAGAAAGGACAUGCUGCAGGGCAUCAGCGAUGACCGCAUGCUCCAGGACCUCGACAACAUGUAUGAGACUACUCGCCCAAAGACGUUUGAUAUGGCCGGGAGAGAACUGAUGUACGAUCUGAGACGACAGGACACAUUUGGCAGCAGAACAGACCCGGACAUGUCGUAUGGACCAGGGCAGGAGACCUCGCGGUUCUUCAGGGCUGGACCCCAACGGAGCCCGCAGCUGGUAGGCUUCCCUGGUAUUACGACAGCUGGAGGAGGUAGGCCAGAUGGGCUGAGAGAUUUGGCUGGGGACCCUGAUUAUAAUUCACAUUAUCGGCGCUAG
Messenger RNA from Diaporthe citri, 1308 nucleotides. RefSeq lists its product as uncharacterized. Lineage: Eukaryota; Fungi; Ascomycota; Sordariomycetes; Diaporthales; Diaporthaceae. The transcript has 2 exons. The record is from RefSeq and is a predicted model, not a curated record. Bases 1 to 1308 code for a protein of 435 amino acids.